Lodderomyces theae is the source of this 645-nucleotide messenger RNA. RefSeq lists its product as uncharacterized. The coding region runs from base 1 to 645 and encodes 214 amino acids. NCBI's taxonomy places the organism in Eukaryota, Fungi, Ascomycota, Pichiomycetes, Serinales, Debaryomycetaceae. Gene Ontology annotation, cellular component: nucleolus. The transcript has a single exon. Gene Ontology annotation, biological process: ribosomal large subunit biogenesis. The record is from RefSeq and is a predicted model, not a curated record.
AUGGUAUCAGUAAGGAAGAGAAAGAUGGCUAGGUCAUCUGUUAAGAAAAACACCAGGAGAAACAAGGACAAACAGCGUAACAUAAAUGUGUACUCGAAUCCCAUCAUUGCCAAAAAUUGGGACAAAUCAUUGACCUUACAACAGAACUAUAAACGUUUGGGAUUAAGGGCAAAGUUGGGCCACAUGGCUGGUGGUGUUGAGAAGAAAGUAGAGACUUUGACCGAUCUCAGGAAUAAGAAAAAGAAUAAAGACAAAGGUGAUGCAGUCACAAUAGACGAGAUUGAACAUACUGAUGAUCCUUCCAAGAUACCAGAAGGGGAGGCCAGAAUUAUAAGGGACCCGGAAACAAAAGAAGUGAUCAAGGUCAUUUACGGAACAAUGAAAGUAGUAGAAGAAGAAAGCGAUGACGAAAAGGUUGAUAAUUCUGUCAUUAAGCAGCUAGAAGAAUACGCAGAGCAGCACAGUAAAGUCAAAAAGGAGAGACAUCUUUCCGAUAGGGAAAGCGAUUGGUUAAAGUCGUUGUAUGAAAAGUAUGGCGAUGAUUACGAAAAGAUGAAGUGGGAUAAGAAAUUGAACAUUUACCAGCAAUCGGCAGGAGAUUUGAAGAGAAGAAUCAACAAAUGGAAAAAGGCAAAUGGUAUAUAA